Molecule: messenger RNA, 4562 nt
Organism: Microplitis demolitor
Lineage: Eukaryota; Metazoa; Arthropoda; Insecta; Hymenoptera; Braconidae
Gene: mwh
Exons: 6
Coding region: 740-4381 (1213 amino acids)
Biological process (GO): cell migration; regulation of cell shape; cortical actin cytoskeleton organization
Cellular component (GO): cytosol
Molecular function (GO): actin filament binding; small GTPase binding
Source: RefSeq, a predicted model, not a curated record
UUUAUGUAAAAUUAAGACAAAAUAUAUAAGUAUAUACACAUACAUAUAUUUAAUUUAAUUUAGGUUGAUUAACGGAUAUGUAUUAUAUGUAUAUGCAUUCGGUACUGUGCAAAAUCCAGCUCAGUAGGUCAAAUUCACGAUUAUUUUUAUUAUUCUCAUUAUAUAAUUGAAUAAAUCAAUAGAUAUUAAAAAUUAGCGCAAUUAAAAUAACAACAAUAUGGGUGUAAUAUCAGCGAUAAAAUUAGACAAAAGUUGGUGCAUAAUCGGAAAUCAUAAUAAUAAAUUCAUAAGAUAAUUACUAAUUCUAAGCUCACGUUAUAAAAAGAAUGGUCAAUUUUAUAUGUUUGUUGAGUCUUUAGUUAAUAAAAAAAUGAUAGGAUACGAGUAUUGCGAGUCUAAAACAGUCUAAAACGACCCAGAAAAUAAAGAAUAUACUGCCUUGUAUAUCUUAGUGGCGUUAGUGUAAAAAAUCAGGUACUGGCGGUACUGGUAAACCGUUAAUGUAAUAAAGGCGCGUGUAUGUACAGUGUACCGACCGUAUAAACCGUAUAGACAUAUAAUAAUAAUCUUUAAUAAUAUAAAAACAAAACAGUGUAUAGUUGGAGUACAAACAGAAUACAUAGCAGCAGCUUUGUCAUCACCACCAUCAUUAUCAAAAAUUUUAAUUACUUAAUAACAUUUUACAGAAUAUAAAUUUUAUAUAUUCUGUGAGUGAAUGCACUGUUUUUAAAAAAAACCAAUGGGUAAUUUCUCAUCAUCACAGCGAUGCGAGUCACGUAAAAAAGUUUAUUUUUUUAAUUUAAUUAAUAGAACAUGGGAUAGUGUGAGAAAAUUUAAUAGAAAAAACCUAAAAAAAAAAGAAGAAAGACAAAAAUCUAAAGAAAUUUAUCACGAUACUAUUUUUUCACGAUCCAGCAUCAGCAGCAGUAGUACCAGCAAUACCAGCAAUACCAGCAAUACCAGCAAUACCAUCAACAGCAGUCGAUAUAAUCAAUGCGUCGGUUUUCAUUACCAAGAUGUUGGUAGUACCUAUUACGAUAUUGAAUCAGAAAUGCCACCUAAUGCAGAAAAAGAAAUAUUGGCUGUUAAACCUUGGAAUUUACAACAAGAAAAAGAACGUUUACGUCCACCAACAUAUAAUGCUGAAGAUUAUGCAACAGCAUUAAGAAGAUGGGGCAGACGUCCCAUUACUAAUGAUCAUGAUUCUCAAGGGACAUUACCCUCAACAACAAGUUCAAGUUCCGGUUAUAUAUCAGGAAGUGGUGAAAUGACGUUAAGACAAUUUACAUCUGUUAGCGAACUUAUUAAUAAAUUACGUGCUGAUCUUCGACUCGCAUUUCCAAGCUUUGUGCAAGAAUUUUCAAGCUCACCAGCUGACGGAAUUACUCUACUGUUAGAAACACUAAGGGGGGUCCAGCUAAUACAAAGUACACCACCAUCAGCUGGACAAAGUGGACCUCGUGUCGGUACCCGAAGAGCGGCACUUGAUGAACUUGGUUGUGUUGAAUGUUUAGCUGCAUGUGUUGAUAGAUGUGCUGAUGCUCCAAGACUUUUGUCGCAAGCACAACCGGGACUUGUUGCACUCGCAGUCUGUCUUACCAGUAGCUUGAACCGGUCUCGGGUUCUGGCUCUUCAACUAUUGACGAAGGUAUGCCAGAUACCCGAUGGACAUACUGCAGUAUCUGAAGCCGUUUCAACUUUACGAUUACGUUAUGGAGAAGGAGGAAGAUUUAGAUUUCUCGCUGGUGCAUUAUUAGCACCACGAGCUGCAGUUGCUUUAAGAGUCUCUGGAAUUUCAUUUCUUAACGCAUUUUUAAAGUCUGCUCCCAGUACACAAUCAAGACUUUAUAUUCAGGCUGAAGCAUGCGAAGCUGGUCUUGAGCCUCGUGCUCUUCAACAAUGGUUAUCAAAAGAUGAAAUUCAUCACAGUGAUGAAUUGUUGGGAAAUUUAUUGAAAAAACAAGUAUACAAAUGGUCACAAAAUUGCAUAGAUGUUGACAAUCUUCAAAAACGUUUAGUUCGCGCUGAAGAAACCUGCACGAUUCUUACAAAUAAAAUAACAGUUUUACAAAAUCAACUUGAAAAAUUACAAAUGAAAAAAAGAACAAUAAUUAACUACGAUGAUGGUGACGAUGAUGAUGAUGAUGAUGAUGAUGAUGAUGAUGAUGAUAAUGAUAAUAAUAACUCUGAAAAAAAUUUUAAAUCUCAUUCAUCAGACAUUAAAGAACUACAAAGAUUAUCCUCUAACGGUGAAGAUGAAGGUAUAAGUUCUUCUGAACGUUCAAGCAGUCCAGAAAAUUUGCAUCAUCAUCAUUACCAUCAUCGUCGUUAUCAUAAUAUUAAUAAUAAUAAUAAUGGUAAUGAUGAUAAUAAUCAACAACUACAACAACAAAAAUUGACUACAGACAAAACUAAUAUUGACCAUGAUCAAGAAACAACAAUAGACGAUGUAAUAGAAGAAUUGCGUAUAAUUGUAAAAGAUGCUGAGGAAGAAGAAGUUCGCAAAGGUAAAGAAAAAUUAUCUCAAUCGAAAAUAAAUAGUGGAUAUAAAUGCAUGAUUAAAUUAUCUAAUCAAGAAAAAAUUAAUUCUGAAUUAUCUAAUUUAAUAGAUGCUGAAAAAAUAACAAUAAACAAUAAUGAUGAUAGAAAAAAGGACGGAAAAUGUUUAAAAAUAGUUGUACAAGGCCCUGAAGUUGAAGAAGCUAUUAUACCAGCAAUUUUAUAUCCACAACCACCGCGAAAAAUUCCACCAUGUUUAUCAACCUUUAUAACUUCUGAUAAUGCUCCUAAUAAUGAAAUUUUAGGAUAUACAUUAGUAGGUUAUAGUAAUAAUAACAAAUAUGAUAAUGAUGGAGUUAAAAAAGAUAUAUUUUGUGAUGAGAGUGAUUCAUUAUUAAGUGCAUCACGAUUAAAAUACAUUAAUAAUAAUAAUAAUAAUAAUAAUAAUAAUAAUGAUGAUGAUGAUAAUGAUGAGAAUGAUGAUUGUGGACUUUAUUUAAAUAAAAGUGGGGUAACAAUAUGUGAAGAAUCUGAAUUUGAAUUAGUAACCAAUAAUAAUAAUAAUGAAAUAUUAAAUAAUGUUGAUGAUACUGAUAAUGAUAAUAAUUUAACUGAACCAUGUAAAUAUUUUGAAACAAGACAAUUUGAAAGUCACCUUAAUAAUAAUAAUAAUAAUAAUAAUAAUAAUAAUAAUAAUAAUCACAAUCAACGUUACAUCAAGAGCCAGGUUGAAAAAAAAAAAUUACGACGAUCAGCAAGUCAAAAUUAUUUAGAUAAAAGUAUAACAAAAUCAUCAACGACUGGAAUUGAGGAUCGUAUUAAAAAAUUUGAAAAUAUGAAUUCAUUUGAUAAGAGUCUUAAAACAAAUAAUAACUUGACGUCAUCACGAAAUAACUUAAGUAACAGUCGAAUCGAUGACGGAAAUUAUAAAAAAAUACGUAGAUCUGAGUCAUGUCAUCAGGUAUUAUCGUAUUUCGUACCAAAAGAAAUUAAUAAUAACAACAACAACAACAACAACAACAACAAUAAUAAUAAUAAUAGCAAUAAUCGAGUCGUUGGUAGUGAGAGUAGACUUGAUUAUGUUGACAACUAUUAUGACAACAACAUGAUUUUGAUGCAUCAAACUCUUUCAAAACGUUUUAAACCCUAUAAAAUUGUAAUUCCUCCAGUUUCCGAUUCAUUAUCUGAUAUAAAAAAAAAAUCAUCUAAUUCGAAAUUAACUAAAUCUUUAGACAGAAUCGAUGAGGGUUUAAAUUCAUUAGUCGAUAUUGUUAUUGGAGACAAUGGAUCAAAAAAACACAAAUCUGUUUCAGCUAUUCACAAUAUUGGUAAUGAUAAUAAUAAAAAUGAAAAUUUAAAUAGAUCACAUAAUAAAGAAUUUGUAGUAAAAAGUAACAAUAGAUUAUCAAGAAAAAUUAAUGGAUCAUCAUCAUCAUCAUCAUCAUCAUCAUCGUCAUCGUCAUCAUCAUUAUCGUUGUCAUCAAGGUCGUCGUCUAUAUUGAGGAAUGAUAAAGAAUUAUAUUCAAAGGAAAUAACUAAUCCGAAAAAUUUAGCUAAUGAGUAUAAUUUUAAUAAUUUUGGUAGAGCAUUAAAUUUAAAUAAUGAUAAUUGUAAAAAUGAUUCGUCAAUAAUUUCAUCAUAUGCGUAUAAAAAAUCGUCUGAUAAACUUUUUGUUAAUGAUUCAAUAAUUUUUUCAACAUCUGGCAAUAAAUCAAAUGGUGGUGCUUUUGGAUUAAAUCAAAAUCGAUUUAAUGCAGGGAAGUAUUCCGGCAAUCAUAAUAUAAUAAAAUUACCAGAUAAUAUUCAAUUAAGAAAAAAUUCUGUCCCAUCGAUUGUUAACAAUCGUUGCAAGGUUACAGAUAUUAUUUCUGGACUAUAUUAAAUUUUUAGGAGAAAAUAUAUAUAUAUAUAUAUAUAUGAAAAAUGAAAAUAUUUAUUUCAUUUUUAUUACUUUGAGACUGAGAGUAAGGUGGAAUGUCGUGCAAUGAGUAUUAUUUAUAAAAUUAUUAAAAAAAAAAUAAUAAUUUAAAUAUAUUUAUUAAGAAGUUAUACGUAAUUUUGGU